Molecule: messenger RNA, 800 nt
Organism: Paramecium primaurelia
Lineage: Eukaryota; Ciliophora; Oligohymenophorea; Peniculida; Parameciidae
Source: the annotation of a GenBank genome assembly
AUGAUGACAUCUACUAAAACACAUUCUCUAACACAAUUAAAGAUACCAAUAACUAAAAUUCUCCAUCUCCUCUACCUAAGUUGCCAAUUUAUAAAAGUAAUGGAUUCAACCCAAUAUCUACAAUCUAAAAUUCAAGAAGAGAGAUUAACUCAAAUACCCCAGAAUGUUGGAAUUACACAAAUAUUUAGAAUUGUGAUCAAUAAUGAUAGAUACAUUAAUAGAUCAAUAGUCAUAAUGAAUAACCAAUUGUGAUCAACUAAUAACAGUAAAUUUGUGAAUAGUUCAGUUUAAAAGAAAUAGUAAAAUUACCUAAUGAGAAUGAAUAAAAUGUUGAAUAACCUAAAAAUUUUGAAAUCAUAUCUUUGAUUCAUUAAAAAAGUUAAAACAUCAUGCCACAAUCUAUAAAAAUUCAUAAUCAAUAAAAAGUAAUAUAGCUUAUUAUUUUCUUAGAUCAAAAUGAAUUAAACACUAUCAACAAAUCUCAAGAUUCAAAAUAAAGAAAAUAGCAGCCAUCUGUAGAUCAAAUUGAACAAAAGAGAUUUUAUACACUAAAUCAGAAUCAAUAAAAAUCAUAAUAAUAAUAAGAAGACACCUUAAAAGAUAGAAGUUCUAAAGAAUUAAGUGGACAUUCUGGUGAAUCUGUUUACAAUUAAGUUGUAAAAAUAAAUACUUUAUAAUAAUAAAUGAAAAAAGGAAAGGAGAACACUCAGAUUGAUUGGACAGGUAGUUUAAGAAAUAAGUAAAAUAUAUUAGAAAAAAUCAGUAAUGAAAUUAUCUAUAAUAUACUUUUUCCAAAUUGA